CGCCGCACGGCCUUAUGAGCCAAUUGCAGGAAGAAGUUGCUGCUGAUAUUACUUUGAUUCCCGUUUCGACAUCCUGAUCACCAUCUAACAAGAUCCCCUAAUAUCCAGUACUAACAAAAAGGAUGUCUACCUAUUUCGAGACCGUAAAGAAGUCGUACGCAGACGUACCCGUAACCGAAAAGGGAGUCGAUACAUCCUCGUUCCUAGAAGCAACAGAAGGUUUGAUCAAGCUGUUUGAUCUACUAGGAAAUUCAGCAUUUGUGAUUGUGCAAAAUGAUAUGAAAGGAAAUGUGAAAAAGAUUCAAGAUAGAUUUUUAUCAAACCCAGUUCAAAAUGAAACUUUGGAAGAAUUGGUAAAAGGAGAAGGUGCACCUGGAGAUAAAAAACGAACGGCAACAGAAGGUUUAAUGUGGUUAUUACGUGGUUUGGAUUUCACUGCAAAAGCAUUAAGAAGAAGUGUGAAUGAUAAAAACGAAGAAUUAGCAACUUCAUUCUCAAAAGCAUACGAAGGAAGUUUGAGACAAUAUCAUAACUUCGUCGUCAAAGGAGCUUUCGCACUCGCAAUGAAAGCUUGUCCUUAUCGUCAAGACUUUUUUGCUAAACUUGGCUCUCCUCCCGAAAAGGUCGAUGUUGAAUUGCAUAAAUGGUUAGACGCACUCGAAAAGAUUGUCAAACAAUUACAAGACUUUUACACUUCAGGUAAUUACGCAAAGGGUUUCUAGAAGUGUGUCAUUUCGUGCACAUUCACUUUCCACCUCUGCAUGUAUGAUCCUGUCUAAACAUUCCUUUUCGCAAUUUAUAUCUUUCGCGAUUUCGCAGCACUUGCAUCUAGUAUUGGGAAGAGGUGUG
Meira miltonrushii is the source of this 849-nucleotide messenger RNA. RefSeq names its product putative het-c2 protein. The coding region runs from base 123 to 722 and encodes 199 amino acids. The transcript has 2 exons. The record is from RefSeq and is a predicted model, not a curated record. Gene Ontology annotation, cellular component: membrane; cytosol; cytoplasm. Gene Ontology annotation, biological process: ceramide transport; intermembrane lipid transfer. NCBI's taxonomy places the organism in Eukaryota, Fungi, Basidiomycota, Exobasidiomycetes, Exobasidiales, Brachybasidiaceae. Gene Ontology annotation, molecular function: ceramide 1-phosphate binding; ceramide 1-phosphate transfer activity.